AGAUCUGCUCUCACCAUGACCCAGAGGAUGGUGGUGAUGUACAUGGAGAUCGGCUGCCUGGUGUCCUGUCUGUGCGGCUGGAUCCUGGUGUGCUCCACGCUCCCGACCGAGUACUGGACUUUCUCGGAGGUGGGCAGCAUCGUGUUGACCACCUCCAACUACUACUCCAACCUGUGGAAGGACUGUAUCUCCGACACCACGGGGGUCUCCGACUGCAAGGACUACCCCUCCAUGCUGGGCCUGCCGGUGUACCUUCACGGCUGCAGAGCGCUGGCCGUGUGCGCCGUCAUCACGGGAUUCUUCGGAAGCGUCCUCACGCUCGUCGGGAUGAAAUGUACUAAAAUAGGCGGCUCGGAGCUCGCCAACGCCAGGGUGACGUUCGCAGGCGGGAUAACCUACCUGGUUUCAGGAUGCUGUGCUUUGAUCACGUACUCGUGGUGGGCCAACAAAGUCGUACGAGAGUAUUUGGAUCCACAUUUCAGGGCACAGAAAUUUGAACUUGGAGCCGCGCUCUUCGUUGGCUGGGGAGGCUCCGUCCUUCUGCUCUCGGGGGGGACGGUGCAGAGCUACUUCUCUGGAAAAGAAGGUCUACCGUCACCAAGUUCCCCGGAAAGGCCUCGGAGACCAGCCACUUACGCCACGGCGCGGACCCGACGGACCUACAUGCUGCCGGCCUCGUCAUCCAGAGUGACUCUGGUGCCGCCACUGUUCUACGAGGGCCGGAAGAGCCGAGAGUCCCGAGCCACGACGAAGGCCGGCCGGACCUUCAGCAGGGACAGCUUCGUCUGAGCUUUACAGAGACUUUAAAGGAAUCGUUUCACAUUUUGGGUAAUAGGCUAACUGCUUACUAGUUUCAUGCUGAGCUAAGCUAUCAGGCGGCCUCAUAUUUAGACUCAAGAAGUGAAUAAGUACAUUUUCCCCAAAAUGUCAAAGUUUUCCUUUAUUAAGUGUUUACAUAUUUGAUUUGAUCUUUUUUGACAUCGUAUAUUAACCUCACGUUCCACUACAGCUGCUUUAGACGUGCCGAUGGCAGGAUAUUUUCCUGAACUUUUCCAGAAGGACUGUAUAUGAGAACGCAAAUGUUGCUCCGGACAUUUUACGGAAUUUUUACCACCAGCCCCCUUUCCGGAAAAUGUCUGAGUGAGAAAACAGAGGUCAGGUCUGAAAACAGCUAAUUUCAUCUCUUGAUGCUUUUUUCUUUACUUUUACAUUUUCCUCUUCUGAAUAUGACUCUUGGUUUUUCCUACGACGUGAUUAUUUUGUUAUGCUUUCAGAAGGUUUUGUAUAUUUAACGAUAAAAAAAGUCAAUUUUGUUCGUUUUGUUCCAGAACCUUUGUCUGCUUUUCUCUGCAACUGCACUUCUUCAGAAGAAAGAAAACCAUCAACUUAACAAAAGCUUAUUAUUAUAUCUGAAGAAAUUCCGAUUUUUUACAUUCGUUGUCUUAACGUCUGGAAAUGUUUCACGUAGCAACGCUCUUGCACAUUUUCCACAAAGAAGUCUUUUAUUGCUCGUAUAAAUAUUUUCAAGGAAGGGGACACAGGAAGACAUUAUAUAAAAAUAUCUGAUGUACAAAAUGUUACAGAAACUAAAACACUACCUCGUGUGGCUUUAACCGAAUAACACAAAACAGUGUAUGAAACAUGAACACAAAGUAUUGGCACGAGGCAGAAAGUGAAAAUCUAAAUGAACUUGUAAUCUCAUUUACUAGAAAUUCUUCUUUGAUAAAACCUGAAUCCCUUUG
Molecule: messenger RNA, 1742 nt
Organism: Scophthalmus maximus (turbot)
Lineage: Eukaryota; Metazoa; Chordata; Actinopteri; Pleuronectiformes; Scophthalmidae
Product: claudin-10-like
Exons: 5
Coding region: 16-789 (257 amino acids)
Biological process (GO): cell adhesion; bicellular tight junction assembly
Cellular component (GO): bicellular tight junction; plasma membrane
Molecular function (GO): structural molecule activity
Source: RefSeq, a predicted model, not a curated record